AUGUCUGUUCUAACUGGAAAUGCAGCCGAUUUGUUUUCUUUGGAUGGAAAAGUUGCUCUUAUUACUGGUGCAACAAAUGGAAUUGGUCAAAUUAUGGCUGUUGCUUUAAGUGAAGCCAAUAUCUAUCAGAUAAUAUUCGUACAUAGACCAGCAACAGAUCCAACUAAAACAAUAGACUUGUUAGUCAACGCAUCCAAGAACAAGAUUAUCGUCUCCUCUAUUGAUUGCGAUCUAUCUUCUGAAAACUUGAAAAUCGAGCAAAUUGAUGAAAAAAUUGUUCAAAAAGCUAUAAAUUUAUCCUACAAGAAAAAAAUAGACAUCUUAAUCAACAACGCAGGGAUCACUGUCCUGCAUCCUUUCAUUCAAUUUCCUGACGACGAAAUCGACGAAAUCUUUUAUAUAAAUUGGAGAGUUCCUGCAAAAUUGGCUCAAUUGGUUGGUCAACAUAUGAUUGAAAACAAAGUCAGGGGCAAAAUUAUUUUCACCUCUUCUGUUUUAUCGGUUUCGGGGGCUCUAAACUUGCUUCCUUAUGUUAGUACCAAAGGUGCUAUUACACAAACAGUCAAAGCUUUGUCAAAUGAAUGGUCAAAAUAUGGAAUAAAUGUAAAUGCCUUAGGUCCUGGUAUAGUUGAAACUAAAAUGUCUGAUUAUGUCCAAAAAGAUGAAAGAAUUAAAGGCAUUUUAAUUGCUAAAACUCCCUAUGGUAGAUUGGGUCUUUGCGACGAUUUAAAAGGUCCUACCAUUUUCUUGUCCUCAAAAGCCUCAGAUUUUAUGUGCGGUUCUACUCUUUUUAUUGAUGGUGGUUAUUUAGGUGUUUAA
Molecule: messenger RNA, 819 nt
Organism: Ascoidea rubescens DSM 1968
Lineage: Eukaryota; Fungi; Ascomycota; Saccharomycetes; Ascoideales; Ascoideaceae
Product: NAD(P)-binding protein
Exons: 1
Coding region: 1-819 (272 amino acids)
Molecular function (GO): oxidoreductase activity, acting on the CH-OH group of donors, NAD or NADP as acceptor
Source: RefSeq, a predicted model, not a curated record